UACCGCUAACCCAAAACGUGACGGAAGUGUUUUAUGAAACGUGUUCAUACCACUAACCCAGAAGUGUUGUGACAAACAUAAUCUAACCCCUGAUCAAGAAAGUGUGUGUCUUUCUUAAACGUUAAUCGAACCCUGACCGUGUGAAAGCGAACUAAAAGGUGUAAAAAAGUGAAGUUUCCAACAAACCCGUAAAAGUGACAAAAAAGUGAACGUUUAACAAACAUUACAAGUGCUUAUCUAACCAGUUAAAAUGUCGCUAAUUCGUUCGCCGGCGGCUGUGUCUGGACCGUCAAGGGAGCAGGAGGCUUUGCCUGAACCGUCAAGGGCGCCAGACGCGAACGGAGCAAACCAGAACGAGGACAGCGUUUCAGAUGUGUUCCCUCUCCUCGAUGACAUCGCAAGGGCUGAACGCCAAUUGAUCCACCUAUUUCGGCAGUUAGAUCGCAUGGAGGCCAACUACAACCAGAGGAAAACGGACGUUGCGGCACUCAAGCUGAUUGCGGUAAGACUAAACGAACUUUCUUCCGAAGCAGCAGCCGUGUUUUCUGUGUUAUUUGAAGAAACUGAUGAAACUAAGUACAAGCUGGCAGAAGAGCGCUAUAGCAGUUUCGAUGACAGGAUUUUUGAUCUGAAGGUAAACAUACAACAAGGUAUGUUGGCUCUUACUCCUAACAUUCAAUUAACAAAAAGUGAUCCCGAUCGAGAAAAGCCAUGCGUUAAAUCAAACCGUGUAAAACUUCCCGAACUAAAAUUGCCCAGUUUUGAUGGAACCAUUCGAGAUUGGCCACCUUUUCGUGACGCAUUUUGUUCCAUGAUCGAUUCAUCAGACCAGUUGUCCGAUAGCGACAAACUAUCAUAUUUGCUGACCACCGUAACAAAGGAAGCAAAACGAACAAUAGAAAACAUUCCGAUCACAUCCGCUAACUACGCCGUUGCCUGGAAACUUCUUACCGAUCGAUACGAAAACAAAUAUCUUCUUAUCAAAGCAUAUUGCGAUGCGCUGUUCGAGAUUCCCGCCUCCAAAAAGGAGUGUGCCGAAACGCUCAACAGUAUUGUUAACGAAUUCGAACGAAAUCUGCGCCUGUUGCAAAGCGAGGGAGAAAAAACGGAGCACUGGAGUACCCUUCUCGUUUUUCGUCUUACCUCUCUUCUUGAUCCUACCACGCUGCGACAGUGGGAGUUAACGCGCAGCAACAAAACCAUACCAUUGUACAGCGAGCUGGUCGAAUUUCUUCGAAAUCAUUGUCGUACGUUGCAAUCCGUAAACAAGCUAUCUGUCUCGCUCAAACCAAUUGACACAAAUCGAUCAAAAGAACAUGCCAGAGAUUUCGGCCGAAAAGUGCAAACCGUUCACGCAGCAACACUCGACUUGAACAAGUGUGUGUUUUGUUCUCAAACUAAGCAUUCGCCAUUUCUUUGUCCCGUCUUCAGACAAAUGCCAGUUUCGAAACGAAAAGAAUUGGUAAAAAACAAAGCCUUGUGUUUCAACUGUUUUUCUUCAAAUCAUCGACUGAACCAAUGCAGUUCGAGUUCUUGCCGGGUUUGUGGAUUGAAACAUCAUACAAUGCUGCACGCGGAAAAUGUUUCGCAGCCAGCCCCAUCUCCUUCUGUUACUGUUCCACGAACACAAGAACCACACACGUCGGUUUCACAUUCUGAUCGCACACAAUUAAACCCUGAACCGUCCACUUCUUAUUCUCACGUAUCGAUGAUAACGCAGCCAACCCAAAUCAUACCGAAACAAGCACAAAUAUUACUUCAAACAGCGAUAGUUUCUGUCUCUAACUCAGUCGGUAAACCCUUACCUGUACGCAUAUUGCUCGAUUCCGGUGCGCAAUUGAAUAUUGUAACUGAACGAUUGAUACAUCGUCUUCGCUUGCAAAAACAUCGCGAAAUGCAUCGCAUUGGCGGAAUCGGCAAAACUAACCUGGUGUCGCAAAGUUACGCAAAUUUAGACAUUCAAUCACGGCACAAAGAUUUCAAGGCAAUCGUAAAAUGUCAUAUACUUCCGGAAAUAACUCGUGAGCUUCCUAGCAGUCCCAUAGACAUUUCCUCAUGGGAAUUGCCAUCAAAUAUCGAACUUGCUGACCCAACCUUUUACCAACCUGGACAAAUAGAUAUGCUUAUCGGUAUCGAUUUGUUUUAUGACAUCAUACAAGAAGGCUUAAUUAAACUUCCAAACAGCAAAACCGUAUUGCAGAAUACUUGCCUUGGCUGGGUGGUUGCUGGACACCCACCAAUUGAUCAUACGCCUUACGCACAAACCUCGAAUGCUUUUCAUGCUUGUAGCAUUGAAGAGCAAGUGGCAAGAUUUUGGGAGCUCGAAUCAUGUCAAAGCAAAAAAGGUAUGUCGGUAGAAGAAACGACAUGCGAAGAACAUUUUAUCAAUACAUACAAACGCGAUUCAAAUGGCAGAUUUGUUGUUCGCUUACCCAUAAAACCGAACGUACUUACCCAGUUGGGAAACUCUUACCAUACCGCGAUGAAGCGACUUGACCAACUGAACAACAAAUUUAUUAAACAACCUGAAUUGAAGGUAGCAUACAGUGCUUUCUUAACAGAAUAUUUGAACCUAGGUCAUAUGGAACAAAUAUUUCAAACCGAAACCGAACCGUCCUAUUUCUUACCUCAUCAUGGUGUACUUCGUUCAGACAGCUUAACCACAAAACUGCGUGUAGUUUUUGACGCUUCUUGUCGUUCUGAUACAGGUGUAUCAUUAAACGAUGCGUUAAUGGUAGGACCGGUAGUGCAGGACGAUCUAAUCACAAUCAUUCUAAGAUUCCGUAUGUCGAAAUAUGCGUUGGUAGCCGACAUAGAAAAAAUGUAUCGGCAAAUAUUAGUCCACGAAUCAGACCGUCCGUUACAGCGCAUAGUUUGGAAAUCAGAUACAGAUAAACCGGUACAAAUAUUUCAACUGAAAACAGUUACUUAUGGUACUUCAGCUGCACCUUAUCUAGCGACCCGAUGCUUAACCCAACUUGCAAAAGAAAGUGAAAAUACACACCCUGUUGCUUCAAAAGUGCUCAACAGAGACUUUUACAUGGACGAUCUGUUGACAGGAGUAAACGAUCUCGAACAUGGUAAUUUACUCUGCAGUCAACUAAUUUCGUUGCUCGAUUCAGCUGGCUUUCGUCUACACAAAUGGGCGUCUAACGCCACAGAACUUCUCGCAAAUAUUCCUAAACAGCUUAAAGACGAAAGAUCCAUCCUACAGCUUGACGAAUCAUCAAAACCCAUAAAAACUCUCGGUUUGAAAUGGGAUACCACGAGCGACAAAUUCAUCAUCGAUGCACCUAAAUGGCCUGAUCACAACCUUAUCACGAAACGUACCGUACUAUCAGAUACAUCACGCUUAUUCGACCCAUUGGGAUUGGUCGGACCCCUAAUCUUGCUAGCUAAACUCUUUUUGCAGGAUCUGUGGAAGGAACAGAUCAGUUGGGACGAACCAUUAUCUAAUGUAUUUGAGCAACGAUGGUUGUUCAUCCGUGACAAUCUGGCGCAACUGCAUGAUCUUACUAUUCCUCGAUGGGUGAUGUCUACAUCCAAACCCGUAUGCGUAGAGCUUCAUGGCUUUUGCGACGCGUCCGAAAAGGCCUAUGGAGCAUGCGUUUAUGUUCGUACAGUAGAUCAGUCCGGAAACAUAUCAUCUAACUUACUUGUUUCCAAAUCACGUGUGGCACCCAUAGGAAACUCAAAGAAGGAGCGAAAGUUAAGUUUGCCCAGAUUGGAGUUGUGUGCUGCUCAUUUGCUCGCUCAACUUUAUCAAAAGGUACGUACAUCCUUACAGGCCGAUCUUACAACAUAUUUCUGGUCAGAUUCCACCAUCGUCUUACACUGGUUGUCGUCGCCAUCAUCACGCUGGAAGAACUUCAUAGCAAACCGUGUAUCUGACAUUCAACACCUGACUUCUGAUAACUGGCACCAUGUUCCUGGCGUACAAAAUCCCGCAGAUUUUAUAUCUCGUGGAGCGAAUCCUGAUCAACUGGCAUGCUGUCAAUCGUGGUGGCAGGGUCCUGACUGGUUGACUAAGUCAUCAGAGUUUUGGCCGAUUCAGCAACAUUUACCUGAUCAUCAAACUAGCAGUGAAGUGCUAGAAGAACGAACCGUACUACUUAACCAGACCAUCGAAACGAAUCCCAUAUUUUUGUUGUACUCAUCUUACCCCAAACUGCAGCAACGUGUUGCAUGGAUACGUCGUUUCCUGUACAACAUCAAACCAGCUAACAAAGAUAAACGUCUUUACCCGUACCUCACUCUACAAGAACUUCAAGAGGCAACCAAAUGUCUUGUACGAAUGGCUCAAAAAGAAGUUUUUGGUGCCGAAUUUUUAAGUCUGCAAAAAUCUGGCCAAGUUGAUUCUAAUUCCCGUCUGAAAUCGCUUACCCCAUACCUGGACGAUGAUUUACUGUAUGUUGGCGGGAGACUUCGUCAUGCUGAUGUGUCUCCGUCCCGGAAACAUCCUCUGAUUUUGCCAGCUGGGCAUCCUCUUUCAAUGUUGAUUGCUAAUCAUUACCAUUUUUGUUACCAACAUGCCGGAGCAACAUUACUAAUUUCUCUUCUAAGGGAGAAAUUCUGGCCGCUUCGAGCAAGGAACCUGGCUCGCCGAGUAGUUCAUUCCUGUGUGAGCUGUUUUCGAAAUCGACCAACAACGCUGGAACAGCUCAUGGGAGACCUGCCGCGAGAACGUGUCACACCAACCUUACCCUUCUUACGGACUGGAGUGGACUUAUGUGGUCCUAUUUUCUACAAAUAUCCUAAUCGAAAAGCUCAACCAGUCAAGGGCUAUGUAGCUAUCUUCGUUUGUCUGGUCGUAAAAGCAGUACAUAUAGAGAUGGUUGCAGAUCUCUCUACCAACGCCUUCCUGGCCGCCCUUCGACGUUUCGUGUCACGACGUGGUCGACCACAGCUGAUCGAGUGUGACAACGCGAAAAACUUCAUUGGAGCUUCUCGAGAAGUGGCACAAUUAGCAAAACAAUUUCAAACUCAGCAGUUUCAACAGACCGUUAUCAAAUCAUGUGCCAACGACAGUAUCGAAUUCAAAUUCAUACCUCCGCGUUCCCCCAAUUUCGGCGGAUUGUGGGAAGCCGCUGUAAAGUCAUUUAAGGCUCAUCUCAAACCCACCAUCGGAAACGCCAUUCUUACUUACGAAGAAUUUACUACCUUGCUAACCCAAAUCGAAGCUUGUUUGAAUUCUAGGCCGCUUACCCCGAUGUCUUCUGACCCGAACGACUAUGAAGCUCUGACCCCGGCACAUUUCCUAAUACACCGCUCUAUCGUGGGACUUGCGGAACCAUCUUACGAGUCGAGACCUAUCAACCGACUGGACCGUUACGAGCAGGUUCAAGAGUUUCUGCGCCGCUUGUGGAAUCGAUGGUCAUCGGACUACCUAUCGGGCCUUCAUCCUAAGACCAAGUGGACUAAACAGCGAGAUAACAUCACCCUGGGCACUAUGGUUUUGGUGAAGGAAGAUAAUCUUCCCCCGCGUAAAUGGUGUUUAGGGCGAGUAACGGACAUCGUGAAAGGAGCGGAUGGAAACGUCCGAGUAGUUUUUGUUAGAACUAAGGAUGGUGAAUUCAAAAGGACUAUCUCUAAGCUUUGCGUCCUUCCAAUCAGACAGACUACUUCAGAGGAGUGUUGAAUCUCUUGGUGAUUCAACGGGGGGGAGGAUGUUGAGGAAAUCGUAUUCCGUUUAGCAUACGUGCGCGCGAGAGAGAGAGAAGGAGAGAGAGAGGGAACUUAAUCGUGUCGCCGUGCGCUGCUCGACGAGAGAGCGCAACGCGCUGACCGAGAGAAUUCUUAUCAGCUUAAUCAGUCGCGUUCUGAACUCUGACCCGAUCAGUAGCGUUCUGAUCCCCGUUCCAACAAGUAGCGUUCUGAUCCCCAUACCAACAGGUCGCAUUUUGACCUCAGACCCAAAAAGUCGCGUUCUGACCAAUCUGUUCUAAAGUGAAAUAAACUUGUGAAUUAACAACAUCUUACAAACAUAUAUAGUGUUCGGACAAUUAAAAGUGCAUAUCACAUCUAACCCCAAAACCCCCUACAGACCUAAUUAAAGGUUAUUGAUAUGAGGUGCAAUUUAUACAUUGUAUUUAUACGGAGUGAGGUGUUUGUCAUUAUGUGCCUAUGCUGCGCUUUUAGUGUUUACCGAAAGUAUAAACUGUUCUAGCCAAA
Anopheles merus is the source of this 6171-nucleotide messenger RNA. RefSeq lists its product as uncharacterized. The transcript has a single exon. The record is from RefSeq and is a predicted model, not a curated record. Gene Ontology annotation, molecular function: nucleic acid binding; aspartic-type endopeptidase activity. The coding region runs from base 251 to 5638 and encodes 1795 amino acids. Gene Ontology annotation, biological process: proteolysis; DNA integration. Lineage: Eukaryota; Metazoa; Arthropoda; Insecta; Diptera; Culicidae.